Molecule: messenger RNA, 583 nt
Organism: Psylliodes chrysocephalus
Lineage: Eukaryota; Metazoa; Arthropoda; Insecta; Coleoptera; Chrysomelidae
Source: the annotation of a GenBank genome assembly
CGAGUUUUAUCCUUUGACAGUAAAGUCCAAUUUAAGUCUUCAAACAUGUUCAAAAAAAGUGUCGUUUUUGUAUUUUGGUUCCUGUUUUUUGGAAAUGUUUUAACGCUAGAUACUCAACCUUUCAUAGAAAGACUGAUACAAACCAGACGUUUUACAGGAGCAGCGUUUGUUGGUAAUAACCAUCAUGUUUGGUCAUCAAUGGGAAUUGAUAUACGUGAAGAAGACAUCGAGAACUUAUUUGGCGUUUUUGAACCACCUUAUUAUCCAAAACUUUUUCUCGCAGGAAACGUAUACUUUAGCCAUGAACCUAAUAAUGGAAAAUCAUUUUUAGCCAGAAAUGUUAAUGAAAUGGGCGGUAUAAUAUGUUUCAGAUCAUUCAAAGGUAUUUUGCUUGGUGUAUAUGAGCAUCCGGUAUUACAAGAUGAGGCAGAUCAGAUAAUGCAAGAAGUUGCAUUUACUCUACUAGACACAUAAACUGUCAAUUUUUCUAAAAAUUUACAUACUAUACCUUUUAUGUAUCCUAGAUUUAUAAGUUUGUAAUAUGCAGCAGAAGUAAUUUUUUUUAAACAUUAAUUACACUAGU